AUGCUGAGAUACACAGCAGGCCAGCAAUUGGAUAACACGACCAUGUUUGACGAUAGGCACUUCUUUCCACAAAACUGGCGAUGUGAAUUCAAUUCACAUCUGCGCGACUAUCACAUGCUAAGAUACAACACUGAUGAUCCAAGUUCGUUUAUAAAAGAUAUGGUUACAAUAUUCAAGAAGCAAAAUGUGACUGACACUGCUAUCGAGCAUAUUGAAACUUCCCUUGCUUUUAAUCGCACUGAACAUAGUACUAGAGGAACAGCGGAGCAGCAAAAAGUGCGGAAAGCUAUUCUCACUAGUGAAUAUCACCUUGAUCUCCUUAUCAAGAUGUUUUAUUAUGACUUUGUUUUGUUUGGCUUUCCUAUUCCUGAAGUUCAAAUGACUGAGGAUAACUAA
This is a messenger RNA of Cylicocyclus nassatus, 396 nucleotides long. NCBI's taxonomy places the organism in Eukaryota, Metazoa, Nematoda, Chromadorea, Rhabditida, Strongylidae. The record is from the annotation of a GenBank genome assembly.